Messenger RNA from Hordeum vulgare subsp. vulgare (domesticated barley), 1064 nucleotides. Its product is annotated as homeobox protein Hox-D9-like. The transcript has a single exon. Bases 246 to 779 code for a protein of 177 amino acids. The record is from RefSeq and is a predicted model, not a curated record. NCBI's taxonomy places the organism in Eukaryota, Viridiplantae, Streptophyta, Magnoliopsida, Poales, Poaceae.
GACAGCGCAGCGCAGCUUCCGGCCACGCCACGACGCGCGGGCGUGGCGCCCUGCCGUCCACGGAUCCGCCGUCGAUCUGGAAGGCCGACAAACGCCGCCCCGCUUCCCUUUCCGCUGCUGCCCACUGGAAGAUUAAGUACCGCUCCCCGAGACAGUCAGCUCCACUCCCUCCCUCACUCACUUCCACUCGAGCUCCCACUCCCAUCCCCAUCACCAACCUCUCCCACUCCCACCCCCACCCCCACAUGGCCAUGGCUCCCCACCCACCGGUCCUCCUCCUGCUCCUGCUCCUCCUCUCCGCGCUGCUCCCCGAUGCGGCGCGGGUGGCCGGCGCCGAGGAGGACGCCGGCGUGACCAUCGUGCGCAAGGACGGCACGACCUGCACGCUCUGCGCCUCCUGCGGCAACCCCUGCAACCCCACCCCGGGGUACAGCUACCCCUCGCCACCUCCUCCGGCUCCGGUCACCCCCGCGGCGCCUGUAUUACCGCCUCCCACUUCCUACCCCGCUCCCUCCGGCGGCGGCGGUGGCUACUUCUACCCUCCGCCCACCGGCGGGUACGGAGGAGGCGGCGGCGGCGGCCAAGGAGGACAAGGUGGAGGCGGAGGCGGUGCGUACCCGACGCCGCCGCCGCCCAACCCGUUCCUGCCCUACUUCCCCUUCUACUACUAUAGCCCGCCGCCCCAGCACACGGCCAAGAGCUCGUCGCCGGCCGUCUCGUCGUCCUCCGCGGCGACUACACUGCUGCUGCUCGCGCUCUCUGGGCUCCUGCUGUGGUGAGGAGGACGACGGUGAGAAUGCGAGGUAGAUCUGCCGGUAAAUGCGCUGUCUUUCACACUCCGAAGGCAGUGACUACACUGGCUGGCUUCAUGUGCACUGCAGUAAUUUUCAAUUUUAUUUAUUUAUUCACCACUGUAAUUCCUCAUCUUCUUUUUUUUUGCUCCUCCCUACGCUCCGUUUCUGUGAUUCAUGUGCCGCUAUAUAGUAGAACUAUAUAUAGGAGACCGUACCAAGUGUAAAACAAGGGCGACUAAUAAUAAGCACCAGUGCUGGUUUAUAUAUAUA